AUGGAGUGGGUGCAACCUCAGACGAUACAGCAAACUCUCAAGAGGACACUGCAGUAUUAUGAACAUCAAGUUAUUGGUUACAGGGAUGCAGAAAAGAAUUUCCACAAUAUCUCUAACAGAUGCUCCUAUGCAGAACACUCCAACAAAGAAGAAAUCGAAGAUGUCUCAGGAAUUCUUCAGUGUACUGCCAAUAUACUCGGUUUGAAGUUUGAGGAAAUUCAAGAAAGAUUUGGUGAAGAGUUCUUUAAUAUAUGCUUUCAUGAGAAUGAGAGAGUCCUUCGAGCUGUAGGUGGCACUUUGCAGGACUUUUUUAACGGCUUUGAUGCUUUGUUGGAACACAUUAGAACUUCUUUUGGAAAACAGGCCACUCUGGAGUCACCCUCUUUCCUAUGCAAAGAGCUUCCUGAAGGCACUCUCAUGCUCCACUACUUCCACCCUCACCAUAUUGUGGGGUUUGCAAUGCUGGGGAUGAUUAAGGCUGCAGGAAAGAAGAUCUAUCGGCUGGACGUGGAAGUGGAACAGGUUGCAAAUGAGAAGCUAUGCUCUGAUGUUUCAAACCCAGGCAAUUGUAGCUGUCUUACUUUCCUUAUCAAAGAAUGUGAAAAUACUAAUAUCAUGAAGAACCUUCCACAGGGAACCUCCCAAGUUCCUGCGGACCUCAGAAUUAGCAUCAACACCUUCUGCAGAGCCUUCCCUUUCCACUUGAUGUUUGACCCCAGCAUGUCAGUCCUUCAGCUGGGGGAAGGUCUAAGGAAGCAGCUUCGAUGUGACACUCACAAAGUGCUCAAGUUUGAGGACUGCUUCGAGAUUGUAUCUCCAAAGGUUAAUGCCACCUUUGAAAGGGUCCUACUGCGACUGUCUACCCCGUUUGUGAUUAGAACCAAGCCUGAGGCUUCUGGCUCUGAAAAUAAAGACAAGAGCAAGGAUGUCACUGAGGGGCAACUGACGCAGUUAUCAGUGGCAGGCUUCAACAGUCUUGAGGUGAUGGAAGUCAAAGGACAAAUGAUCCAUGUUCCAGAAUCAAAUUCCAUUUUAUUUUUGGGCUCUCCAUGUGUGGACAAGUUGGAUGAACUCAUGGGCCGAGGGCUACAUCUCUCAGACAUCCCUAUCCAUGAUGCCACCCGAGAUGUCAUUUUGGUUGGUGAGCAGGCAAAGGCCCAAGAUGGCUUGAAGAAAAGGAUGGAUAAAUUAAAGGCAACUUUAGAAAGAACUCACCAGGCCCUGGAAGAAGAGAAAAAGAAGACAGUGGAUCUUCUAUAUUCUAUUUUCCCUGGCGAUGUAGCCCAGCAAUUGUGGCAAGGGCAGCAAGUACAGGCCAGAAAGUUUGAUGAUGUCACCAUGCUCUUUUCAGACAUUGUUGGCUUCACAGCCAUAUGUGCCCAGUGUACUCCCAUGCAAGUAAUCAGCAUGCUGAAUGAACUGUACACCAGAUUUGACCACCAGUGUGGAUUUUUGGAUAUUUAUAAGGUGGAAACAAUAGGUGAUGCCUACUGUGUUGCAGCAGGGCUCCACAGAAAAAGCCUCUGCCAUGCUAAACCCAUUGCUCUGAUGGCCUUGAAGAUGAUGGAACUUUCAGAAGAGGUGCUGACACCUGAUGGAAGACCGAUUCAGAUGAGGAUAGGAAUUCACUCGGGCUCCGUGCUGGCUGGAGUUGUUGGGGUGCGAAUGCCACGUUAUUGCCUGUUUGGAAAUAAUGUCACGCUGGCAAGCAAAUUUGAGUCAGGAAGUCACCCUCGACGCAUCAAUGUCAGCCCAACCACUUACCAAUUAUUAAAACGGGAAGAAAGUUUCACAUUCAUUCCGCGGUCUCGUGAAGAGCUUCCAGACAACUUUCCAAAGGAAAUUCCUGGGAUCUGCUAUUUCCUGGAGGUAAGGACUGGUCCAAAGCCACCAAAGCCUUCUCUUUCUUCGUCGAGAAUAAAAAAGGUUUCCUACAACAUCGGCACCAUGUUCCUCCGGGAGACAAGCCUCUGAGACCUGCUACAGAACAAAGACUCCUCCAAAAAGCACAAGCCCAGAACAUGGGUCACCACAGCGGGGGUGGAAAGAGAUUGUGUCUCUUUCAUUGCUUUGUUGAGAACAAGCAGCAAAAUUUCUGUAUUAUGUCAGGCAAUAAUCCUACUAAAAGGUGGAGGUGACCGCUGUCAAUACAAAGCCGGAGGAUGAGGGAAA
Messenger RNA from Mandrillus leucophaeus (drill), 2172 nucleotides. It is a transcript of the gene GUCY1A2, whose product is annotated as guanylate cyclase 1, soluble, alpha 2. Gene Ontology annotation, biological process: response to oxygen levels; cGMP biosynthetic process. Lineage: Eukaryota; Metazoa; Chordata; Mammalia; Primates; Cercopithecidae. Gene Ontology annotation, cellular component: guanylate cyclase complex, soluble. The transcript has 11 exons. Gene Ontology annotation, molecular function: heme binding; guanylate cyclase activity. The record is from RefSeq and is a predicted model, not a curated record. Bases 1 to 1974 code for a protein of 657 amino acids.